AUGAGUGAGGAUCUCGUUGACGGACGGGCGGAGGCCAAGUAUGCGCCGCAUUUCGGAGCAAGCCACGAGGUUGGCAUUGUUAAGACUCCCUCUGAGGCAUUUUAUGGGUAGGCUAAAGGUGUCCCUGUUGCCGUUCGUUUUGCCUUUCUGAAGGGGGAAAGGCAUCGCGAGCGGGGUGAACGAACUCGAACACCAAGCGCCUACCUCUAAGCAUCCUCGCCACCAUCCUGCUUGCCCCGCUUUAUUCUACUAGAAAAUGAAGCCAAGGAUCAUGGCGUCAGGGAUGCAAACGUGGCAGCUCUAACGCUGUCUCUGUUCCUGCGAUGACAGGCGCAGAGCUGUUGGAGAAGUAUUUGUGGCGUGAGGAACUAGCUCGCAUAGCCACGUUGGAGACCAGACUGCGACAAGAGGCUGCUCGACAAGCGAAGACCAACAAUAGUAAUUCAAAUACGGGAAGUAGUAUUAAUAUCGAGGCGACGCUUCAAGUCGUGAACUCUUGGCGCGCAGCCGUGCAUCGCCGCAAAUUUGACGUGGUGAUCGAUGCACAGGGCGCUGGCUACGAGGUUUUGAUUAAGGCCAAUCGAAAACUGGAGAUAAGCGAGCUGCUGACUGAAGUACGGGACGUAGCUUUUCAAGGCUACUCUUUGUGCUUCAGUAUCUUCGGCUGUUCUUGUCUGUUACUUGCUUGUUUCACUUUAUCGAAGUUUCUCUUCAGUUCUCACUAUCUUCCCAAACUGUGAUUGCGGAGUAAGUGGAAUCAACAGUAACGACCGUUCUAAGGUGAGGAGUUUUGAUGGCAGAGCGACCUUUGAUCGCAUUGAGACGCUGAGGGUCGAAGUGGAGUCAGAGCCGGUCUACGACGGUCAGAGUCUUCUUAAGGGCAUUCAUCUUGUUGUGCAUCCUUGAAGCUGAAAAGUAUCAUGCAAGGUAGAGUAUGGUGCUAUCUUUGAAAGGAAGGAUGGCCGAGCAAUAUGCUCGUCUCUCGUACUAUGUAUACUCUUCAACGAGGACACAGCAGGAAGAUGAAUUGCGGAUAGCUCUAAUCCUUUCUGGGAUGUGGACGACUUACUGGUGCAAGAAAUGGGAAUGCACUUGCGACACAGCGACCUUGUCCUUGGCGGCGAAGAUGCGGCUGGAGGUGAUUUGGCGAAGACAAUCAUGUUGGAGCAGAGCGACUACGAACCUUUUAAGGCUUAAUAGCGUCAUCAUCACAUUGAUCAUUCAUUUCCAAAGAAUAUAUAAGAAUGGCCAUUUUCUUCCGUUUCCUUUCUUGGAUUCUGAAGAGAUCGGAAUAAACUGGAGAAGGGAUGAAGCAUUUUCAUCUUGCGCUGCUCUAAAAAUCUCUCAUCAUCAACAACAUCUGUCGGCUUGUUGCGGGACCCGGAUACCGGUGAGGCUCGAGCUGACCUGUGCUGCAGUGGAGAUGUGCUUUACACGCACUGA
Amoebophrya sp. A25 is the source of this 1443-nucleotide messenger RNA. NCBI's taxonomy places the organism in Eukaryota, Dinophyceae, Syndiniales, Amoebophryaceae. The record is from the annotation of a GenBank genome assembly.